This is a messenger RNA of Rhinolophus ferrumequinum (greater horseshoe bat), 4865 nucleotides long. RefSeq names its product E3 ubiquitin-protein ligase TRIM22-like. The transcript is spliced from 13 exons. The record is from RefSeq and is a predicted model, not a curated record. Lineage: Eukaryota; Metazoa; Chordata; Mammalia; Chiroptera; Rhinolophidae. Gene Ontology annotation, molecular function: zinc ion binding; protein binding.
UGUUGCUCUGGUUCCUCAGUAGAGAUCAGUCAGGUGCCUGGCUGGGGGAGUGAAUCCUGACCGAGUCUGCACCUCAGGCUGGAGCUGCAGGACAAGUAUAUGGGACUUGUUCCUUGGCAGAUGGGAGGGAUUUGAGCAAGAGGAGCCUCAGAAUCGGGACAGGUAGGAGCAGGGGAGCAGCUGCGAUGGCUUCCGGAAUCCUGCUGCACAUACAGGAGGAGCUCACCUGCCCCAUCUGCCUGGAGCUCCUGACAGAACCCCUGAGCCUGGACUGUGGCCACAGCUUCUGCAAAGCUUGCAUCACUGCAAACAACAAGGAGCCUGAGAUCUCCCAAAAAGGAAAGAGUCUCUGCCCAGUGUGCAGAUUCUCCUACCACCCUGGUGACCUGAGACCUAAUCGGUUUGUAGCCAACAUAGUGGAGAGGCUCAGGGAGGUCAAGGUGAGCCCAGAGGAGGGGCAGAAGAGAGAUCUCUGUGUGCGCCAUGGAGAGAAACUCCACCUCUUCUGUAAGGAAGAUGGGAAAGUCAUUUGCUGGCUUUGCGAGCGGUCUCAGGAGCACCGUGAUCACCACACGUUCCUCAUAGAGGAGGUUGCCCAGGAGUACCAGGAGAAGCUCGAGGCAGCUCUGGAGAGGCUGAAGACGGAGCAGAAGAAAGCUGAGAUGUAUAACAGUAACAUCAGAAAAGAGGAAGCUUACUGGAAGAAUCAAAUCCAACAUGAUAUACAAAGUUUCCAGAAUUGCAUUAAACAAUUGAAGGAUGUCCUGGACAGUGAGGAGCAGAAGGAGCUGCAAAAGCUGAAGAAUGAGGAGGGACACAUUCUACAUACCCUGGCAGAGUCUGAGAAGAAGCUGGUCCGGCAGAGCCAAUUGGUGGGCGAUCUCAUCUCAGCUCUGGAGCAUCGGUUGCAGGGGUCAGCCAUAGAGAUGCUGCAGGAUGUGAAUGGCAUCAUGGAAAGGACUAAGACCUUGACUGUGAUGGAGCCAAACACCCUUUCCUUUAAAAGAUUCAGGAGAAUGAUGAAACCUUCUAAUCGGAGCAGGAUUCUGAAAGUGUUAAAUGAUGAGGAAUGCCCCUGCAGGAGUUUGUGAGCAAGAGGAGCCUUGGGCAUCAGAACAGGAAGAAGUCAGGGGAGCAAGGCAAUAGAUUUUUCAGCACAAAUGAACAUACAGGAGGAGCUGACCUGCCCCCUCUGCCUGGAUCUUCUGACAGAACCAUUGAGUCUGGACUGUGGCCACAGCUUCUGCCAAGCUUGCAUCACUGCAAACAACAAGGAGCCUAUGUUCGCCCUAGGAGGGGAACACCAGUGCCCUGUAUGCCAGAGCAGAUACCAGCCUUACAACCUCCGGCCUAAUUGGAAACUGGCCAACAUACUGAAGAAACUCAGUGAGGUCAACGCAAAUUCACACCAGUGGCAGGGGGGAAAUGUCUGUGAGCACCGUGGGGAAAAUCGCCUUAUCUUCUGUAAGGAGGAUGGGAAGGCCAUUUGCAAGCUUUGUGUGCUGUCUCUGGAGCACCAAGGUCACCAAACAUUCCCCAUUGAAGAAGUGGUCAAGGAAUGUCAGGAGAAGCUACAGGAAGCUCUGAAGAAGCUGACAGACGAGGAGCAGGAAGCUGAGAAGUUAGAAGCUAACAUCAGUGAAGAGAGAGCUACCUGGAAGAAUCAUAUGGAGACUGAGAGACAGAGGAUUUUGGAAGGAUUUGAUGAAAUGAGAGGCAUCUUGGACAGGGAGGAGCGGAAGGAGCUGCAAAAGCUGGAGGAAGAUGAAGUGAAUGUGCGAGAAAACUUGGCAGCUGCUGAAGACCAGGUGGCCCAGCAGAGGCAGUACAUGAGCGAGCUCAUCUUGUAUCUCCAGCAUCAGAUAUGGGAAUUAUCACCAGACACGCUGCAGGAUGUGAUUAACGUCAUCAGAAGGAGUGAGAGCUGGACCUGGAAGAAGCCAAAAAUUGUUUCCACGAAACUGAAGAGUGCCUUCCAAGCUCCAGAUCUGAGCAGGAUACUACAAGAGUUUAAAGAGCUGACAGAAGUCCAAAGCUACUGGGUGGACUUCAUGCUGAAUCCAGUGAACGCUCUUUCGGGUGUUGUCGUUUCUGCAGAUCACAGACAAGUGACAGUUGGGAACAGUUUUAUGUUUAGAAAUGUAUAUCCAUGCAACUUUUCUGCUUUUGAUGUCUUGGGUUGCCAAAAUUUCUCCUCAGGGAAAUAUUACUGGGAGGUAGAUGUGUCUCAGAAGAUAGCCUGGAUCCUGGGGGUAUACAGUAACACAAGUGACCUCAAUAGAAAAAGGAGCUCUGGGUUUGUUUUUAACCCACACAUAAAUUAUCUAAAUGUUUACUACAGAUUCAGACCUGACAAUGGCUACUGGGUUGUAGGAUUACAGAAUGAAUCUGAGUACAAUGCCUUUGAGGACUCUUCCACCUCUGAUCCCAAGGUCUUGACUCUUUCCAUGGCUGUGCCUCCCUGUCGUGUUGGGGUUUUCCUAGACUAUGAAGCAGGCACUGUCUCGUUUUUUAAUGUCACAAACCACGGGUCACUCAUCUACAAGUUCUCUAAAUGUCGCUUUUCUCAGGCUGCUUAUCCAUAUUUCAAUCCUUGGAACUGUCCAUCUCCCAUGACUCUGUGCCAGCCAAACUCCUGAACCUUCUCGUUCCCUCACCCACUUGUAGUGCCUCUUAUCCCAAGUGUCAUCUCCUGCACCUGAGCUCAUCUGUACCAUUCAUACCGUCUCUUUCUUGCUGUCUCCCUUUAGAACUUUUACUCAUCCUUGGGAUGUACACUGUUUCUGGUUUGAAUUAGGAGAGGGGCUUAUUUACCCAUUUUUGUUUUCUCAAAGAAAGACAUCAGAGUCCCUCCUAAAGACAGAGCUGUAUUGGUAUGGUAGCAUCUGUGCCCUUCCAUUUAUCCAUAUUUUUCUUUAUCACUGACCUGAGGAGACGCGGUAAAACCUGUCUUCCACCAUCCAUGAUCCUGAGACAGUUCAUAAUAAUCCCUGUCCACCAACAACAACUAAGGAGUCUUUGAGUGUACGUGUGUUUUUGCCUAAAAUAUAACAUGUUCAUUAGAGAGUCAAGAAAAGAAAAACAAAAAUAAUAUAUGUACCCAGAGUGAAAAUUCUGUGUUCAGAGUGUUUGAGUUCAAAUCCUCUUUUAUAAGCUAUGUAAUGAUGAAUGAAUUCUGGGUUUCUUUUUACCAAAGUAGAAAUUGAGCUUUAAAACUGUGCCUAACUCUUAAGAUCAAUGUCUGCAACUGUCACUCAAUAUAAAGUACUUACUCAAGUGUCCUGCACAAUAUAAUAAAUAUUUGCUGUAUUGAUUACCGAAAAGUAUAAGCUGUGUCAGUGUCCUAUACAACAGAUUCAUGCCCUUGAGAGGAACAGUAAAUGAUUUUACUAAAGUCUCAUUUUUUGAGUUCCCAGGCGCUGCUGUCAAGACCACUCCAGUUUCAGGUUUGUUUUAUAGAACUUUUAAAACUGAGGCUGGAACUGUUUUCAAGGCCCUUUUUUCGGGAAUGGGUCAGAAAACUGCAACAGUAUGAGUUUCCAAAAUCUGACCAGCAGAGGGAGCCAUGUCUUACAAAGAGCAGCCUUUUGUUGUUCAGGACUUUACCUUGAGUUUGCCACCAUAUACACAUACCAUCUCACACACUUCUCUUUUUUAAUCAUUUUUAAAUUAUGAUGAGGAAUAGACUUACUCAGGAUAGCAAAGGAACAAACUUUUCUUAGAGAAGCAUACAUUAUAAAUUAGGGCCAAUCACUGCAUAGAGCCCAUAUCAAGAUAUCGAUGGGUCAUACCUUAUCUCAGGGGAAUGAGAAAGAAAGUACUUGGCCUGGGAAAGGAAGGCAGAUACACACGUAAAGACUCAUAGUUACACACAUAAAUUAUGUGUAUAAAUAUACAUAGAGAGAGUAUGUUUAUCCCAGUUAAUCUUGAAUAAUAUAAGAAGAAGAAUAAUAUAAGACCUGAAAAUGGCUACUGGGUUGUAGGAUUACAGAAUGAAUCUGAGUACAAUGCCUUUGAGGACUCUUCCACCUCUGAUCCCAAGGUCUUGACUCUUUCCAUGGCUGUUCCUCCCUGGCGUGUUGGGGUUUUCCUAGACUAUGAAGCAGGCACUGUCUCGUUUUUUAAUGUCACAAACCACAGGUCACUCAUCUACAAUUCCUAUCAGAUAGUUAAACGUAUAUAUAAACUUAUGAGGUGUUUCCAAUAUCCCACAGCUAAUGAAUGGAGGAGGUAGGAUUAGAACUGGGUCUGUGUUUCUCUAGCACAGGUGCCCUUUCUGGAGUGCAUGCCUCCCAAAAAGGUAAGAGCCAGAUACCCCAGGAUGUGGGUUAGGAGGGAGAAUCCAGGAGAUGUAAUCUGCAGAAGGAGCCAGGAGCAUCAUGGGAAAAUCUUGGGUGUCAAAAGGUAUAGACUGAUGUGUUCAAUCCAUGUAGCCUUGAGUGAUAUAGGAGCAGCUCAUGGUAUUGGCUGGCACCAUGUUGAGCUUCUUCGUGAUCAAGGAGCUCUUGCAGGUGACAUACAGGUGAAUACUGGGGACAGUUAAGAGCCUGAACUUUGAAAUGAGAUAGAAUAUCAUUAUCAUGAUGUUGCUAUUCACUGGCCCUUAUUAAAUAAAAUGUAAUUGGAUUAAGUUUCUCAUCAGAAAUAAACAUACUAGAACUUACCUGAUAGUGAUAUAGAGGAAUUAAAUAAUAGAAUGUUUGCAAUAACUUCCUCAUUUCCUAGCACUUAAAUACUGAUCCAGAUUGGUGUUAAUUAAUUUUCACUGUGAUUUUAAUAAUGAAUGUUAACAAUAAAUAUUUGUACUUCAAAUAUUAAUACCUUUGUUAUGGUUUGAAAUAGAAUAAGUCGAUUAAGUAAUCACC